AUGGGAGGAGCCCAGCGCGACGGCGAGAGCGGCGGAGCUCGCUGCCGCGCGGUCGACUUGGAGUCCUCGAGUCUCUCUCUCUGCUCGUCUUCUUCUCCCUGCGCCGCGCCGCCUCUCGCGUCAUGUUCUUCUUCCGCGCAGGAGCCUCGGACUUCUGUCUUCGACAGGGCCGCGCUGCUCUCUGCCGUGGAGGGCAAGGAAGUUCACGCGCACAAAAUCUGGCGCUACGUGAUUCAGAAAGGCGCGGACUUCGGCGAAAUCCCGGACUUGCCUAAGCGCGUGUACGCGACGCUGGAGGCGCGGUUCGCCACCUCGACUUCGCGGCUUCUCGAGGCCAAGACCAGCCGCGACGCCUCUACCACGAAGCUGCUCCUCGAGCUCGCAGACGGCAGCCGCAUCGAGACUUGCAUCAUGCGCUACGGCGCCGUGGAGUACGCGCUCUUCCCCGAGGUCGAGAAGAAGAAGCGCGAGGCCUCGAGGAAAGGCAAAACUGGUCCCACGCUCAACCACGGCGCCGACGACGCAGCCACGGAGGCGGAGGCACACGCGCCCGAAAGGCCCGAAGGCGCGCGCAACGGCGACCGCGAAGACGACAGCCACAGGCGGCCGUUCAAGAGCAACCGACGGGCGACCGUCUGCAUCUCUGCACAGGUUGGAUGCCAGAUGGGCUGCACCUUCUGCGCGACUGGGACGAUGGGGAAGAAGCGGAACUUGACUGAGGCGGAGAUCCUGGAGCAGCUCUUCCACGCCUCCAGAGUUGAAAAAAUUCGCAACGUGGUGUUCAUGGGCAUGGGCGAGCCCCUUGACAACUACAACAGCGUCGUCUCCGCAGUUCGCUUCAUGACUCAGCCGAACAAAUUCGCCAUCGGGGGGCACCACGUGUGCAUCAGCACCGUCGGCCUUCCACAGAGGAUUCGGCAGCUCGCCGUCGACCUGCCGGCGACGCGUCUCGCUCUCUCGCUGCAUGCGCCAGACCAGCCGACUCGCCUCAAACUCAUGCCUCGAGCCGCUGCUGGAUGGAAACUCGAGAGCGUCCUCGCAGCGACCGAUGAGUUUGUGAAGCAGCAGAAACUCGUCAACAGCACAGCGAUGAAAAACAUCGGCCUGCUGGUCGAGUACAUCAUGAUUCAAGACUUGAACGACACGCCUGAGCAAGCGCAUGCGCUCGGCCGCAUUCUGCAGCCCCGCGCGGAUGCCAUCAUUGUCAAUCUUAUUCCGUAUAACCCCACAGAAGUCCCCUACGACUACAGGCCGUCUGCUGCAGAACGCGUCGAUGCAUUUUUGAAGAUUCUGCGGCAGGAGUACUCUAUCAAGGCUCUCGUGCGGCAGACUCUCGGCCAAGACAUCGACAGCGCCUGCGGCCAGCUGGUGGUGCGCACAGCGCCGGACGACGCCCGCGAGAAAAAGGCCAGGGCCCGGAGCGGGUCGCAGUCGAGCGUGGGUAGCGAAGCAGAUGCACACGAGGCGUCGAAGCGUGUCCUGCGCACGUCUGGUGGCUUCCCCGAGGGAAAGGCGUGGCGCCAGUGGCUCUGGGCGUGGUGGCACGCGGUCAAAGAGCGCGUUUCUCCGUCUGGGUGCUUUCAGUGUGGAGCGGGGAUCUCUGGUGACCGCGCGGGGGUGGGCGCGCCGGAUGGCACAGAAGACGCGGCGGAGGCUGAUGGGGACGAACAAAAAGAAGCGAGGGAGAGGAGAGAGGAACUUGUUGCGGCCUCCAUUGCUCUAGUGGCGGGUGUCGUCGCCGCAGGCGCAGUGGCGUGGUCUCUGAGGCGCACUCGCGUGUGA
Messenger RNA from Besnoitia besnoiti, 1782 nucleotides. RefSeq names its product radical SAM domain-containing protein. NCBI's taxonomy places the organism in Eukaryota, Apicomplexa, Conoidasida, Eucoccidiorida, Sarcocystidae. The record is from RefSeq and is a predicted model, not a curated record. Gene Ontology annotation, molecular function: iron-sulfur cluster binding; catalytic activity. Gene Ontology annotation, biological process: tRNA methylation; rRNA base methylation. The coding region runs from base 1 to 1782 and encodes 593 amino acids. The transcript is spliced from 9 exons.